This is a messenger RNA of Hippocampus comes (tiger tail seahorse), 3772 nucleotides long. Its product is annotated as serine/threonine-protein kinase MARK2-like. The record is from RefSeq and is a predicted model, not a curated record. The transcript is spliced from 18 exons. Gene Ontology annotation, cellular component: cytoplasm. Gene Ontology annotation, biological process: intracellular signal transduction; microtubule cytoskeleton organization; protein phosphorylation. Bases 549 to 2633 code for a protein of 694 amino acids. Lineage: Eukaryota; Metazoa; Chordata; Actinopteri; Syngnathiformes; Syngnathidae. Gene Ontology annotation, molecular function: ATP binding; tau-protein kinase activity.
AAGAUCUUUGGCCUGUAAGUCUGUUUUCGACCUGAUUUUUUUUUCCUUUACGCAUCGUAAAAAGCUAUUUGUGAGGGGGCACACACAAUAAAAACACAAAACCUGGCGAUAAAUUAGUUUUACGGAAACACACAACGGCCGUUUGUCGUCUAUUCCCUCGGUGUCGUGCUGGCUUUAGCAUGCUAGCCACCUAGUUGUACCUUGUCUCUUUAAACCAGCCCCAUUAGCCAGCCAGUGACUCUUUUGAAGGGCAACAAUAAACCCGAACCCCUCACAUUGGCAUUGUUUUUUUAAAAAAAAAUUUUUAGUGCCAACAAAGAUGGGACGCGCGGUUGAGCUAGCGAAGCUAACUGAUGUGCAGAUGUGGGAUCCAACUUGUUGAUUCACGGACUGUCUGACGUGUUGCUAGCGGGCUAGCACUGGGGCUCUUUUUUUUCAUUUUGUACCCACACAGAGCUUAAAUGUAUAUAAGCCACUGAUUAGUCAUUCUUUUGGGUCACUGCUCCCUUGCGCCUUUUUGCAUCGACAAGUCUUCAAAUCAAGCCAACAUGUCAACAAGAACCCCACUGGUGCAAGUCAUUGAAAAUUCCUCUGUGCAGGACUCCAAGUCGUCGUCCGGGCGCUCCAGCAUGUCGCGAUGUCGGAACUCCAUCGCGACGACCACGUCGGACGAGCAGCCGCACAUCGGCAACUAUCGGUUGCUGAAAACCAUUGGCAAGGGCAACUUCGCGAAAGUCAAACUGGCUCGCCACGUCCUCACCGGAAAGGAGGUGGCUGUGAAAAUCAUUGAUAAGACACAACUCAACUCCUCCAGUUUGCAGAAGCUCUUCCGGGAGGUGAGGAUCAUGAAGAUGUUGAACCACCCCAACAUAGUUAAGCUCUUUGAGGUGAUAGAGACCGAAAAGACCUUGUACCUGGUAAUGGAGUACGCCAGCGGAGGAGAGGUGUUUGAUUACUUGGUGGCUCAUGGCAGGAUGAAGGAGAAAGAAGCCCGUGCCAAAUUUCGACAGAUUGUGUCAGCGGUGCAGUAUUGCCAUCAGAAGUGUAUAGUACACCGAGACCUCAAGGCAGAGAACCUGCUCCUGGACGCCGACAUGAACAUCAAGAUCGCAGACUUUGGUUUUAGCAACGAGUUCACUCUGGGGAACAAGCUGGACACGUUCUGCGGCUCCCCGCCGUACGCCGCGCCUGAACUAUUCCAGGGCAAGAAGUACGAUGGGCCCGAGGUGGACGUGUGGAGCCUGGGGGUCAUCCUCUACACGCUCGUCAGCGGCUCUCUGCCUUUCGAUGGACAAAAUCUCAAGGUUAGGACCGGCAGACUAGUCCAUAUGCGUGUGGAUCCAUGUACAGCGCAGCGAAUCCCAAAGCGACCUCAAUGUCCUUUCCGUCUUUCUCAGGUACAGCGCAGCGUAUCGUCCAACCAGAAGCCUCAAAACCGCAGAGCUACUGACCAGGGCUCCUCUUACUCAAGGAGAGGGGGGCAAGCAGACAACAGGACUGCCGGAGAGGAUUCUGGGAGGAAAGGCUCGUCAGGCAGCUCCACGACCAAGGUGCCGGCCAGCCCCCUGGUUCCCUCCGACCGCAAGAAGAGCGCCACACCCUCCACUAAUAGCAUCCUGUCAACUGGCACUGGUCGCAGUCGGAAUUCCCCUCUGACUGAGAGAGCCACACUGGGUCAGGGCAUCCAGAAUGGCAAGGACAGCCUAAACACUCCGGGUUCCCGUGCCUCCACUGCCUCAGCCGCCGCCAUCCUCUCCUCCUCAUCCUCGCGCCCCCGCCACCACAAGUCCUUGUCCUCCUCCAAUCAUCCAUGCCCCUCUGACCUGCAUGCACCACGACCCAGCGCCCCACCUCAGCGGGCACCCGGCGCCUCCCCGUCGGCCCACAACAUCAGCAGCGCCGCGGUGACGGACCGCACCAACUUCUCCCGGGGGGUGGGCAUCCGCAGCACGUUCCACGCGGGCCAGCAACGGGGUGCCCGGGACCAGCAGGGCUCGGCCUACCCCGGCGGGCCUGCGUCGCCGUCGCUCUCGCAUGGCAACAGCCAGGCCCGCAGGACGCACGGUGCCACGGGGAUUUUCAGCAAGUUCACGUCAAAGUUCGUGCGCAGAAAUCUCUCGUUCAGGUUUCCACGAAGUCCGUAUGAGGGAGAGGGUCGGGAAGAAGGGAGCAGAUCCAUGCUGAGCAGCAACGUGGACAAGUCCGACAAGACGUCCGGCGGCGUUCUCUCCUCGUCGUCCAACAAUGACGAGAACAACUCCUCACCAGGAUCUGGGAACACCGGUGGUACGGGCACGCCUCCCGCCAUCGCCGGCCAGAAGGACUCAGCCAAGCCGCGAUCGCUGCGCUUCACCUGGUCCAUGAAGACCACGUCGUCCAUGGAGCCCACGGAGAUGAUGCGCGAGAUCCGCAAGGUGCUCGACUCCAACAGCUGCGAGUACGAGCUGCGCGAGCGCUACAUGCUGCUGUGCGUGUCGGGCAACCCGGCGCGCGACGACUUCGUCCAGUGGGAGAUGGAAGUGUGCAAGCUGCCGCGGCUGUCGCUCAACGGCGUGCGCUUCAAGCGCAUCUCGGGCACGUCCAUCGCCUUCAAAAACAUUGCGUCCAAAAUCGCCAACGAGCUCAAGCUGUGAGCGGCCGGGAGGGCGGCGCUUGAAGGGCGGAUGGAGGAGCAGGUUUUGAGUGGGGUGAGCCAACGAGGGGGGUGGGGGUCCAGUUUAAUGAACGCCAGUGGUUUCAAGCGGGGCUAGCCGUUCUCACCUUACUUUCUCGAGGUUCCGAUUCCAAGGCAGUCGGUUCUUCUCUAUUUUUGGUUUUGAUUUUUUUCGUCACCACUCCACUGCAUGUCGGAUCUGCUCCUGAGCGCUCUUAUCACUUUCUUGCUAUUUAUUCUCAACAGUCCUUUUUAAAUUUUAUUUUACUAUUAUUGUUUUUAUUUUAUUUUUAUUUUUAUUUUAGUAGAACGGUUCCGGGCAGGACAUUCUCUUUGAAGGAUCAUCUGAAACUUUGUGAUGAAACGCGGAGCCUUAGUUUGCUGGAGUUUUCCUCGCAAGUGUUGCGAAACGCAUGAGCAGGCUCUCAGCUGAGCCAGGACUCCGAUAUAAACACACGCGCACACACACAAACGGUUUUGCCUUCUUCACCCCUUGCUCAAACUAGACCUUCCUCCACGCCCACCUCUGAUUUCUGUCAGGUCAGACCAGGCCAGUUUGACCUGAUGUUAAUACCCGAAACAAAAUGUGUAUUCUCCUUCUUUUACGGCUUUUUUUUUUUCGACACAGUUGUGCACUGGAAAAGAGGGUUAACUGUCUAAACCCCCCACCCCCACCUCUUACAUACACUUUACCUCGUCAUUUGACUGGUCCCAAAGAGCGGAACACACAACCAGCGUGUACAUGAGUGUCGGAACGAUCACCAAAAACCAAUGGUGAAUAACUCUCACAUACUUUUCGUUUGCUAAUAUAUUUUUUGUGUUGUUCUAAUAAUUUGGGAUUCCUAAAAUGUUUUGGGUUUUCGUUUCGGUGGGUUCAUGUCAGUUUAUAUCAUUGCUGCCUUUUUGUCGUUGUUGUUGUCGUGCACCGUUUGACAUCGUUUUAUCAAAUUGAGGAUUUCUCAAUGGUGGCGGUGAUGACGCCAGCUUGCCAUUUUGAAAUUCUUCCCCCUUAUUCUAACAGCCAAGACACAUUUCUUGUUCAGUCCCAAUUCAAAUUUUUUUCUCCGUGCUCGCCUCCGGUUUGUUGAAGCAGCAUAGAAAAACACACACACACACACA